Molecule: messenger RNA, 5627 nt
Organism: Venturia canescens
Lineage: Eukaryota; Metazoa; Arthropoda; Insecta; Hymenoptera; Ichneumonidae
Gene: prd1
Product: pruning defect 1
Exons: 9
Coding region: 115-3624 (1169 amino acids)
Biological process (GO): lysosome localization; Golgi organization; regulation of protein localization
Cellular component (GO): endosome membrane
Molecular function (GO): kinesin binding
Source: RefSeq, a predicted model, not a curated record
UGUAAAGAUCGCUCGCCGUUACUCCCUGCAUUUCGUAAUUUUUCGCCUUUUUGCGCUACGAUAUUACGCGCUGUCGCCGGCAGUGAUUCAAGACAUGUGAAUAAAUGCGACGAAAUGCCGGCUCGCGAGGAAACGGAUCUCUGCACCGACAAGGUAUUGUCAAAGAGCAGAAUCCUUCUCGAGCUCACAAAAGCUGUCAAACUGGUCUAUGCUCAAAGCUUACACGGCACUGUCGUUCUCGACGGAGAUUCCUGGCUGGUUUACUGGUUGGAUAGAGCACUGCGCCAUGGUCUGAGAGUGGAGCGACACGGAUACUGGGGCACUGCCAGAGAACUCAGUCAUCAGGAUACCGUAGUGGUCAUACAUGCGCUCCAAAGCGUUUUAACUUCCAUCGGCAAAGGUAGAGCAUGGCUAUACCAUACUCUCAGCGAAGGAAGCUUCGAGAGCUAUUUGGCUUGCUUACUCAGAGAUUCCUCUACGCUCAAGAAACAAUACGCUCCUCAUGCGCUUGUUCGUGACGCGGACAAAACUCAUCAACUGAUAAAUCUUCUAGCAGGCCUAGAAAAUGUUUCCUUCACGCUGCAAUUGGAUGUCACAUUCUUGGACAUCUGUAAUUACAUGCCUCAGAGAGCUAUGAGCGGCUCACCAUCGGGAACAGCUCUCUCUUUACACCUUCGAUCUUCGAGCGUAUCGUCUAGUCUCGCAUCCCCCGGUGAUAGCGGGGUCGCUCUCGACAGCGACAUGGAGGGCGCUAACGAAACUGACGCCAGUAGUUACAAAGAGGAGGACUCUUCGAUGGAUGACAUACCGAAAUAUCGUAACAAGUAUAAGCCGAUACUGAACAACUGCAUCCAGGACAACAAAAAUCUCGAUCGUACGUUUUCGUCGAGUGACUCGAGCGAGGAUGGCAAAACACCGGUUCACUCACCGUCGAUGAUGCCGAAAUUUCAAAAGUCUACGAUCACGAAGAGUGACAUCGUCAAUCAAAAUUUAACCAACAAAAUGGAGGAGGAAAAGGACCUGGAUCGUUCGAGUCUUGAUACCCUCAAAGACUACAAUAUAUACAGCAAGAGCCUCGACGAAUCCAGGCUCGAUAUGAAACACGAGAUGAUCAAUGACAAUGAGAUUAAGUCGGCCAAGGAUUACAACAAACGCAGCAGCUACUACGCAGACGGGAGUUACAGCUUCAAGAAGAACAUUGACCCACGAAAUUCUUACGUGAUAAACAAUGACACGAAUCUUCUCGAGCUGAGCAUGACGAUUUCGGAUUGCGAUUGUUACACAGAAGCCCCUUACAGCAUAUUGAACACGAUUAAUAUGACGGACAACGGCAUACUCUCGUCGUCUGGAUCCGUAGGGAUCGUUCAACGUCGCCAGCGUAAGAAAAAACGUAGCGAGACGAAGAAACGCGUAAGUUUUCACGAGGAUAUAUUUAAAACAAUGAAACUGGAGGACGACGAGAAUUACGCCGACUUUUCGAGAAGUUUUUUACAACCGAAUUCCGUUCAGAGGAAAGAUAGCCAAAAGGGUAGAUACAGCUGGUGCGCCCACGGUGAUUCCCCGUACGUUCAAAGAACCCGAACGACGAGAAACGCUCAUUCGGACUAUUAUUCGUCAUCGUCGUCGACGAGUUUCUUCGACUUCCAGCAGCGUGACGAGGAUCACGACGGAAGGGGAGAGGCGGACGAUUGCGUCGCCAACGCGAACGACGAAAAAUCUUGCGAAAACAAACCCGACAUGUCCGAACGAGGUGUUCCGGAGGGUCAGGAGGACGAUCCCGGCAAGGCUUUUGUACCCAAUAUGGAAAUCGAGCUCGGUGAAAACGAGGCUCAAGAAGCCUACGUCGUAGAAAAAGAAUACGGCUAUAUCCUCGAGGACCCACCAGUUAAACUCGAUAUGCCCAAUACAAACAAAAAGUACACAACGACGACGGCAACAACGAGCUCGAGCGAUUGGUCGGACGUCGACAGCAUUGGGACCUCCACCGACGUAGAAGAACGACGUAAUUCUCGACAUCUCGCUUCCCCCUUGAAAAAGAGAAAUAUCACUUGCGUUUUAUCAAGCGACAGUAAUCGAUUGAUGAUGCCACCGCUGCGCCAAUCCGGCGGCGGUGGCGUCGUUGGUGGCCCGUCAUCAACCAAAGCUUCUCUCCUGAGCAGAUUUCUUCGUUCUAUCACCGAACGGAAAUUCGAUCUCAACAAAAAGAACACGAAAAAAACUCCCAAACCGAGUCCGCUCUACAUCAGGGGUGCUAAGGCCGAUUACGAUUCUUUCAAGGACUUUAAUGAUAACCUUGAGAAAGAAAUACAGGAGAACAUGGUAGCGGAAAGACAGGAGUUUAGCGGUGAAAAGAUAAGUCUGAAACUACGAGAAAUUUUCAAACGUCACAUAUAUCGUGACAAGAGCGAGGAGCUUUACAAAGUUUACAAAGUUCGAAGCUCCUACAUGAAUAACGGGGAUAGCAGGCCCAUGCUCGCCCUCCUGACCGACAAAACUUUGUACCUCACUGGCUCCAAGUCGGAUCAUUCGUACAGCAAUCAGUUUGUCAUUCCUUACAACGAACUCGACGUUAUAAUGAUCGGACUAAACGCACAAACCAUACUCAUUUCGAAUGCCGAUUACGAGAUGCAGUACUUAUUUUCAACGGGCAGCUCUCAAACAACUUCCGAGCUCAUAGCCCAUUUGGAAAUGGCUAUGAGGCGAUCACCUUCCAAGCCGAGAUUACCGGCGGUCAAGGAGUUGAAUUAUGACGAUAUGCACACACUCAAGCAUUCCAUACUUUCUGAAACGGCGGUCCAUCCCGAUGAAAAAAUCGAGCACUAUAGUCUAAUUUAUAUGGAGGACGAACACAUUUCGCCUCCAAGUACACCCUGCGGACCGACGAAAGAGGGCGAUUUGAUGUUUCGACCACACUCUUACCAGCAGCAGACACAUCCGAAUGCACCAACCAACCCGUGGGAAGCCGGUUAUUUCGUUCUGAAGGGCGGAGUCGUUUACAUGUUCACCGAUUCGAAUCAAAGACUUCCGAAGCGUGCAAUACCCCUGAAAGGCGGCCUGUGUCAGGGCUGUCGACGGAUCCCGAGUGCUCAUAGACCUCACACCUUCGAGAUUCUUCUUAAACCGAAUAAGGCUUUUCAGUUUGCCGCUCCGGAUGAAUAUGUCGCGUCCGAGUGGCUUCAGAGCUUCGUACAGAGCGCCUCGGGCCUUUUCGAUUCUUCGGAAAAAACGAGUCCGUUACCGUGCAGCCUUGUUGCCACUACGCGACAUUUGCUUACCAUGAAAGAAGUUUUUCCAGGUACUCAAAGAGGACAAACGCUCUCGUGCGCCUCCGUUGAAGAUCUCACAGCUUUUCGUGUACCUCUCGCUCAACAAUCUUGGUGCAUUCUCGAAUUCGCCUGUCGGGAGGUCCACGAGAGCAGCGGUGAUUGGGUAAUAUACUUCACCAAUUAUACUGAACUAUGCGCUUUUCGUGAAAUAUUAGAAACCCUUUGGGCUGAUUCGAACUUGGGCGAGUUUCCGAUGGUGACGUUACCACCUGAAGACAAACUUCACAGGCGGUGUUCCGAUGCCAGCAAGGAUCUCGAACACGCGUGGAAAUACUUAUUACCGAUACCCUCGGAGUAGUAAGCUUCGCGUACAAAUCUUUUAAUCUCCUGUCCUUCUCAACCGCGAGAGUUUCAAGAUUCCGACCACACUUGGAGCGUAUUAUAUUAUAUACUCGCGAGGUGUAUUCGGUGCAUUCUUAUUACGGUAUAUUCGCGCAUAUCACCGGCAGCUCGUUCUCAAUAGCCUUUCAGGAGCAAAAACUCCGCCGAGUCCUUCACUUAAUAAUGAUACUCGGACCUCCAAGGUGAUACUCUGUUUGACAGAUCAUAUGAUUGUUUCAUUGAUACUCGUAUAUAUUAUUUUCUCGGAGUGUUUGCCCUAGUCGCGCAUUCCUCUGUCAUAAUGCAAAUAAACAUGAUGCGAAUGUCGUAUGAAAUGAUAUUUCGAGUUUCCGAGGAUUAAAUUUACUGAACAACCAUGCCGUAGAACAAGCAACAAUACGAAUUUCUAUAUUGUUGUCGAGUCGUGGUGCAUCAAACAAUAUUCGCACAUACAUUGCAUUCGACGGGUCUCGAAUAUAUACUCUCUGCCUUUCUCUCUCUCUCUCUCCCUCUGUAAUGUGAGAUCGAGCUGUUUGGCAGUGCAAUAUGCAAUAAUACUAUGUUACAAAUAUUUAUAUAUAUAUAUAUAUAGAUAUAUAUAAAUUCACUCUAAAAUUCCGAUACGCCAUAAUGUUACCAUUAAUUUAUGAUGAUACGGGAAAAGACUGUUGAGUGAUGGGAAUUGUGAAUGGGAUGUGAUUGCAUAAGUGUAGAGUAUCCGCGUGUGUGUAUCCUCUUAGACGCCCCGGAAUUUUUUUUACCGAAAUCACGUAGAUCGGGUAUCGCGAGAUUAAUUUCGGCGCGGUUGAAACAGUUCGUUUUUUCGAUCUGGAGAAAAUAUUAAUGAUGCCGAACGGAGAGAUGAUUUACUGUGGAAAGACAAAUGAAAAACUGGCCAAACAGAUCUGAUUGCGACUAUAGAAAUUUGACUCGCGGAUGGUAAGAGUUUCACAUGCGUGUCCCCUCUCCACUCACAAAACAUUCGUAGGUUGAAGGUAUGAUAAUGAAAUCGCCUUUAAACGGGAAUGAAUGUGAAAAUGGUCUAUAAACAAAUAUCAAUGAUAAUAAUAUAACGGUUAAAAAUAAAUGUGGAGGCUUUCUGUGAAUUUAACAAGUGCUUUAGCUCUAAACACACAAUAUAUAUUUUCUUCAACCACCGAGCAAAGAGGUUUAAUUUUUAUGUACAAAUCCACGCAUGACGUUAAGACCGAAAAAUCAACGCGCCAAUUGUAUUAUAUGAAUCGAGGUGCUUCGAUAGCUCUUUUUAAUUAAACACUCUUGUCGGAUGUGCAUAACUUAUGGCCAACAACGAGAUUGAAGAGAAUAAUCAUUGGGUUGUAACAACGGUCUAAGGAAAAAAGAUCCGAACGACAAACGAAUCAGACAUAAUAUAGCUUUUCUCAGUUAAAUUUGUGAUUUUAGAAAUUAUUUGCAUAUAUAUGGCCAACAAUGUUUUAUGCAUUAUAAUUUUCAUAAACGCGAUAUCGACCGUGACGCGGAAUAAUAAAUUAUACCUAUAAAAUUUGUGAAUAGUAAGUAUAUGAGGAGACCACGCGAUUUAUAGGAUGCGGUGGCGAUUCAACGGUGAAAUUGUGAUAGGAGUAUUAGAUGAGAAGAGAUACGACACUGGUGGCCGGUAGCAGAAAACAAAAGAAGAAUAUUCGUUUGAAGUAACACAACACCUGCGAUUGUGAUUUUUAUGGAAGAUACAAUGUACUCGCGCGAACGGCAAAUAGAUUUUCUCCUGUUGAAAGAUUGACGAGACGAGAGAGCGAGCAUUGUGGUGCGGCAAUCGUGCGUAUGACGUUACAGCCAGCGGUGCGUCAGUGAUUUUCCGCCACUCGCUAUGAUUCGCCUUCGUCAUGAUUUCUUUCAUCCCUACGGCCACAACCAAUUUUUAGUAUGUAUCACGAUACAGAGUAGAAAACCAAUGAAUUGUAUGAGCUAGUCGGAUGAAUAAAGUCACCAAUUUAUCACUAA